ACAACACGUGAGCGCAGAGCAGUGAGCGAUUGUGAAUUGAAAUUGUUUUGGGCUUUUCGUUGUUUAAAAAUCACCAGAACGUACUUUGUGAAUUUACUUCGGUUUUGUCAAACAUUUUGUGAAAAUGGCAGAGUUUGUGCAACUUCGUUUGGAGGAAAUGCGUCCAGAAUUGGAGCAGUACGCCAAGUUUGAGCUGUUCGGAAUGGACGAGAUAAGAGAGAUCACGAUAAAGAGGAAAGAUUUGGAGUAUAAGGUACAGAAGCGAAACAAGAGCAAGGAGGAUUACUUGAAAUAUAUUCAAUACGAGGUCGACUUGCUCAAACUCCUCCGAUUGAAGCUUCAGAGCUUCCAAGCUUCAGAGAACACUGCUAAGAUAAAGAGAGAACUUUGUAAAUUCAUCAUAAACCGAAUUAUGCAUCUGCUCUACUGCUCUGUUACAAGAUUCCCCGAAGACAUCAAGCUGUGGCUGACGUACAUAAAGUUCUGCAAAUCAGAGAGGAGAUUCUCGGAGGUCAGCAGAAAUUUAGAAAAGAUGCUCAAGUUUCACGGCAACAAGGAACAAAUGUGGCAAAUUGCAGCACACUGGGAGUACUUGGAGUGCGAUAACAUUGAGAGCGCUCGUGCUUUUCUCCUCACAGGCAUGCGACACCAUCCUCACUCAGAGUUCAUCUACUCGGAAGCUGUGUGGCUUGAAUUAAAAUACGCCAGUGACCUCAGGAGUGCAGCCAUUCAGGAGGCUCUUCAAAACAAGAAGGAGCCUGAUCUAAAUGCAGCCGAUAUGAUCAUGCAAGGGGCUCUUGCCCAGGUUAUGUAUGAGACGGCUAUUGAGAAAGUCAAUUCCUGCGAAUUCCUCUGCUCCUUGUUGAAAAUUGUCCUUGACUUCGAUUUUGUGCCGAUGAUGCACAAUGCAAUUAAAACUAAAAUGACGGAGACAUUCUCUGGUGAUCUGUCAACUUGGAUUUGUUUGGCCCGCUUGGAGUUGGAAGGAUUCUUGUUUGAAGGUCAAAUGAACCCUAAAUUGUUCUACAAGAGGAAAAAGUGUCCUGAUAUGAAGCCAACAAAGCGCCAAAUAUUAUUUGCCUAUGAUAUUUUGAACAAGGCAGUGCAGGAGAUUAAUACUGAGGAAAGCUGGAGCCAGUUUAUUGAAAUUCUUCUAGAUCUUUUGGAAAAAGCAGAGGCUGAUGACAAAAUAAAUGGUUAUCCAAACCUUCUACACAGGCUGCUGAAAGAAACUUUGGAUGAUGCUCACAUUCGGGCAAAACUCCCCUCCGCUUAUUACAGCUACUAUAUUGAAUACUUGGGUGACGACGAGGACAAAAUUGAGGAGGUCCUUCAAGUGGCAACUGAUAGGCAUCCAAAGGAUUUGGAUCUUUGGAUGGCUCGAUUGAAACUAAGUUUUGUUCAAAAUAGCAAGGAUAAGAGCAAGAAAAUCUUUGAAUGCGGAAUCAAAGAAUUAAACGAAUCUGAUGAAGAGCUUGAACUUUGGCUUCUGAUGACUGAACAUUUUGCGGAUGACGAAUCCCUUUUGGAGAAACUUUUUAGGAAGUCAUCAAGUGGAAAGUCAAAGUCUGUCAGCAAAAUUAAGAUCAUGCAUUUAAAUUUUAUUUUUGAACGCAAAGGUCUUCUAGCUUGCCGUUCUUUGUACAGUACCUUGAGCAUUGUGCCACCAUUCAGCAUUGAUUUGCAUAAGAAGAUGGUGGAAAUAGAAUUGCAGCAGGAAAAAGUGGACGUCAAAAGUGCUCGAAAAUGCUAUGAACUUGCGUGUGAUCAAUUUGGAGGAAAUGAUUCAGACAUCUGGAUGGACUUCAUUAAUUUCGAGCUGAAGUUUGGAAGUAAAACUCUCAUUGCUGGAUUGUAUAUGAGAGCUUCUAAGACCUUGGCAAAAUCUGAAAGCGAGAUUUUUAUACAAAAAUACCAUGCUUUGCAAAAUAGUAUGUAAAAAUGCUGGUACAAUUUUACUUGCAAAUAAAUUUGUGUAUCUCUUAAUUAUCUAGGGUCUGGUUAAUUAAUUCAAAAAGCUUUAUUCUGUAAUGG
Molecule: messenger RNA, 2034 nt
Organism: Neocloeon triangulifer
Lineage: Eukaryota; Metazoa; Arthropoda; Insecta; Ephemeroptera; Baetidae
Product: U3 small nucleolar RNA-associated protein 6 homolog
Exons: 12
Coding region: 125-1939 (604 amino acids)
Biological process (GO): maturation of SSU-rRNA from tricistronic rRNA transcript (SSU-rRNA, 5.8S rRNA, LSU-rRNA)
Cellular component (GO): Pwp2p-containing subcomplex of 90S preribosome; small-subunit processome
Molecular function (GO): protein binding; snoRNA binding
Source: RefSeq, a predicted model, not a curated record